Messenger RNA from Lindgomyces ingoldianus, 1692 nucleotides. RefSeq lists its product as uncharacterized. The record is from RefSeq and is a predicted model, not a curated record. Bases 79 to 1692 code for a protein of 537 amino acids. Lineage: Eukaryota; Fungi; Ascomycota; Dothideomycetes; Pleosporales; Lindgomycetaceae. Gene Ontology annotation, biological process: lipid metabolic process. The transcript has 2 exons.
CAUUCAUAAGCUUUUGCUAUAACAUGUACUCUCUCUGCCUUCGCUCGCCUCGGUUGAAAUCUCUUCUCCUUCUAGAACAUGAUGACGCCUUUGGAUAGCUGGCCACGGACCCACCAUGAACUGCUGCAGCACUAUCACGCUCAGUUCGACGAAGGCAUUCGAUCAGGCCAAUUCCGGCCUUUUGUUUACCCUUCGGGCAUAUUCGGGGCACUAGUAGUCCUGAUCUACCUCUUGGUUCCACAUCACCACCGUCCAUGGCUACGCAGGGCACGUUUCCUCGCAUGGGUCUGGAUUGCGGCGGUUGCUGCGUACUCAAUCAAAUAUACGCGGGCGAAGAACAUGGCCCCGGCUUUUGGGUUAGGUCUAAUCUCCGCAUGGGCUGUGAUUUGGCUAAUGGCGGUGUUGGUGUGUAACGAUGCACAGACCGAUUUUCAGAGAAUUGAAAGGACAGAAGGAGCUUUCAAGCAGAAUAUCAAAGAGAAGGGUGUCACGAAUGGAGGGGCUGGGAUCACCCAAAAAGGGCGGAACGAAAGGAAUGGUGAACCUAAAAUGUCUUCUCCAAACGGCUUCGUGGAACACCACGAACAUCUCGGACCUAGCAAGCGGCACGGCGAAUUUGCAUGGCAGCCAUACCCUCUGGAACCCUUUGUCGAACGUCUGGAUUGGGUCCUGGAUGUCUUUUGUAAUUUCAGGGGAAUGGGCUGGAAUUGGCGCAUAUCGAGCAUCCCCCCACCGCCGAAAUGGGUACAAGAGCAGUUGCAUCGAAAUUCUCCAAAUCUGCCACAGCACUCCCACCGCCUCCACGCCGGACAAUCUCACGCGUACUCAACCCGACGCAACCUCAUUCUUGCAAAUAUUAAGACGCUGCUAAUAGGCUAUGUAACACUAGAUGCUCUAAAAACGCUUAUGAACCACGACCCUUACUUUUGGGGUCUCGUAGAUCACGCUCCUCCUCCCUAUUUUCCUUCACUUUUACUACAUCAUCCAAUAGUACUCCGGCUAUAUCGUCUAGCUGUCUCCCAAUACAUGAUCAAAGCGUCCCUAGAAAGCAUAUUCGCGCUCGCGCCGCUCUUUUUCUCUGGCGUGCUCGGACCUUCAUUGAUCGGAGCACGUGCCGAACCUUGGAUGUACCCAGAAGCAUGGGGUUCCUACUGGACUGUUUUCGACCGCGGAUUGGCUGGUUGGUGGGCGAGCUGGUGGCAUCAGACCUUCCGUUUCGCUUUUGAAGAGCCAAGCCGCAAGCUGAUCGAAAUGAUUGGUAUGAACAAAAGAAGCGCCCUUGCAAGAGCACUACAAUUAGUGGUUGCUUUUGCACUAUCAGGCUUUCUCCAUGCUUGUGGCAGCUAUACCCAACCAGGUCCGUCGCGACCUCUGCUAGGACCAAUGCGAUAUUUCUUGUUCCAAGCUUUAGCUAUCUUCCUCGAAGGCUAUCUUUCAAUAAUCCUCCGGCGCACGGGAAUACAGCGACGAGUGCCGAAAUGGCUGAUGCAAACAUUUACGUUUGCCUACGUACAUUUUUGGUUCUAUCACACUUCGCCACUUUUAUGUGAUGACUUCGCACGAGGGGGCAUCUGGCUAUACGAACCAAUACCAAUCUCGCUCUUCCGGGGAUUGGGAUUCGGAGUUGAGGGAGAUAAAUCGUGGUGUUGGGGUGGAGACUGGUUUUACCCUAAUCGCAAUACACCAGUCUGA